GACUGGUCCCGGCUAGCGACACCACACAGCCACCAUCAACGAGCGGCAACAGCGAGAGGCAACAGCGAGAGGUAACAGGGAGAGGCCUCCGCAGCGAGAGGCGACAGAGAGCGGCAUCGGCAAGCUGCCUCUGCUGGACCCUCCGCGAGAGAGGUUAGUCAGCUUGACGUCGCUACAGUGUUACCAUGUUCUACGCGCGUCAGCUCUUCCUCAUGUUGGUGCUGCUAGAUGUGUUGCUGUCACCUGGAUCGUCCCAAAGCUGCGUCUCAAGAGCUCUCGGUCGAAGAUUCCCGAGCGGAGCAAGAUGGACGGAGCCAGGGUGCACGCAGAUGUCCUGUCGGAGAGGGCUGGUGCAGGGUAGGGGGUGUGCUAUCGCCUCGUAUCCACCAGGAUCAGGAUGUGUGAAAGUGCAGGGAGAGCCCGACGCUGAGUAUCCCGAUUGCUGUGAUCGAGUGAAAUGCCCGCGUCCCGAUCAGUGCUUCUCGAUCCGACUCAACAAAACCUUCGACGAUGGUGAAGAAUGGACUGAGAGACCGUGUGCGCUGUAUACGUGCAAGCGAGGGACCAGUGAGGGCCAGGGGUGCCCGAUGUACCACGUCCGUCCCGGGUGUAAGACAGAGAAAGGUACACCGGGGACCGCCUACCCACAGUGCUGCGAUAAACAGUCCUGCCCUGCGCCAGAUCAGUGCUACUCGCAACGUCUCGACAAGGUCUUCGACAACGGGGAGGAGUGGACUGAACCUCCCUGCCAGCUGUACAAGUGCAACAACGGGUACGCGGAGGGAAUUCAGUGCCCCAUCUACCAAUACAGCCGCUGUGUGAGAAAAGAGGGAACUCCUGGAGCGAAAUACCCCAACUGCUGUGCUGCCAUCUCUUGUCCAAAACCCGACCAAUGCUACUCAGAUCGUCUCAAGAAGAUAUUCAACAACAACCAAACAUGGACGGAGCCGUCGUGUGGAAGAUUCCGCUGUCACAAUGGACGAACUGAGGUCACCAGUUGUCCUGACCUCACCAUAGGUCGGGGGUGCGUCAAACUGGAUGGCUCCCCCGACGCACCCUAUCCGGCCUGCUGCCCGACCGUGUCUUGUCCCCGGACAGACCAAUGUCACUCAGACCGUCUCGGUAAGACCUACGACUCGGGUCAAACCUGGACCGAACCCCCGUGUGUGGGUUUCACGUGCGCCAACGGUACCUCCAACCAACGAGACUGCCCUGCCGUGAGGGUCACUCCAGGAUGUGUGAAAGAAUCCGGUACCACAGGAGCUCAAUUUCCAUCUUGCUGUCCUAAGGUAACCUGCCGUUCCGCUGGUCAGUGCUACUCCGCAUCUCUCCGUAAAACCUUCAACGACGGAGACACCUGGACCGAACAUCCUUGCGCAUCAUACACAUGUAACAAUGGCACCACCAAGCUGAAAACCUGCCCCGUCGCCGUACGCUGGGACGGGUGCGAGCUCGUCAAAGGAAAAGUCAACGCGUCCUUCCCCGAAUGUUGCGACAAACAGAAAUGUCCCGACAGUAGCCAGUGCUUCUCAAGAGUUCUGCGUAAAACGUUCGACGACGGGGAAAAGUGGACGGAACCACCGUGCCUGGAGAAGACCUGCAGCGGGGGCUUCAUCAACUCCAAGGAGUGUCCCUGGAGCGCAGGGUUCGGAUGCAAGAGAGAGCCGGGUACGCCGGGCGCUAAAUAUCCAAAGUGUUGUGACAAGUUUAAGUGCGACGACUUCGCCUCACUCGAUAUCUAAGCGAGUGUUCAGAGGUGUUCCUUUGUUAAAGCUAAUACAGACAAUAGA
Molecule: messenger RNA, 1790 nt
Organism: Amphibalanus amphitrite
Lineage: Eukaryota; Metazoa; Arthropoda; Thecostraca; Balanomorpha; Balanidae
Product: extracellular matrix organizing protein FRAS1-like
Exons: 1
Coding region: 186-1742 (518 amino acids)
Source: RefSeq, a predicted model, not a curated record